AUGUCUCCAGUUCGGACCAUUGAGGAUGUCCGGGAAGAAUACAGCUAUAUCAUUUGCGGGGGCGGCACCUCUGGGUGUGUGAUUGCGGGAAGACUCGCUGAAGCGCUCUCCGAGAGAUCGGAUGUCUCUAUCCUGGUGGUCGAGGCUGGGCCGGACUCGACGGGUCACCCGCUCAUCACCAUGGUGGGCGGCCUCUUCCAAGCCAUGGGCGGCGAGCUGGACUGGGGCCUGGAGACCGUGCCGCAGGAACACCUCGACAACCGCGUGCUGCAACUCAACCGCGGCAAGUUCCUGGGCGGGAGCAGCGGGUUCAACGGGACGCUGUGCAUCCGUGGGUGCAAGACGGACUACGACGACUGGGGCCUCGAGGGCUGGACUGGCGACGACAUGUUCCGGUACAUGAAACGCGCAGAGACGUUCCACGGCAAAGACUGGUUCAAGGCGGCAGAGGCGUACCACGGCACGGAUGGUCCCUUGCAUGUUGAACCGCACGAUCUGGCGCCCAUCUCCAAUCACGUCCUAGAGUCCUUGCAGGAUAAAGGCUUGCCGCUGGUAGAUGACUUGUUCACCACGGGCCAGGCCGCACAUGCCUGUGGCCAUGUUCCCCGGACGGUGCAUGGCGGCGUGAGAACGUUCAGCACCGACUACCUGAAAGGGCACGAAGGUCGAGUGGAUAUCGUGGUCGAUACCGUAGUCGACAAAGUUAUCCUUGAGCACGUCCAAGGGGAUGUUGUGGCGACGGGCGUCGAGGUUGUCGAUAAUUCUGGGAACAGGAGGGUGUUGAAAGCUGAUAAGCAGGUCAUAUUGUCUGCAGGUGCGUACUGCUCGCCAACCAUUCUGCUUCGAUCUGGCAUCGGCCCAAAAGAUGAGCUCGCACAGCUCGGCGUCGAUUGUAUAGUCGAUUCUCCGGGCGUCGUGUUUGUCCCCUACGAAGUCACGCAGCCGGACCUCACCAACGACCGAUUCAUCCACCACGCCAACGGUUUCGCAAAUUCCCUGGCAACCUACCAGAGCUCUCAAUCUGGCUUCUUUUCCACAUUUCCCUUUGGCAUCUUUGCGCUGGCGCGACUCGACGACGGGUUGAACUCGUCGUCUUUGUGGCGCGAGAGAUCCGCCGCGACGUCUGGGUCGACACGAGAUGCUGCUGACCUCACAGCCGAGCAGGCUCACGUCGAAUACAUGCACACCGAGUUGUAUUCAGGCCACGUUCACGGAUAUCCCAUUCCCUUGGAGGGGAAGUACGGCUUCGAGAUGAUGACACUGCUGUUUAGCCAACAGAGCCGCGGCACAGUCACCCUGCGCUCCACGAACCCGCACGACAAGCCAAUCAUCGACCCUCGCUACCUAUCCGAUCCUCUCGAUCUGCUCAUGUUGGCCGAAGGCGUGCGCUUUGCACACUCGAUCGUGACAACCGGAUCUGGCACCAAGGACAUCAUCGCCCCGGGCGUGUGGAUGGCGGGUCCGAAGUACGCGGCCUUGGGGCCCGAAACUACCAGGGAAGACUGGGAGCCGUAUGUGCGUCAGUACAGCGCCACGGCGCACCACCCGGCGGGCACGUGUCGCAUGGGGAAGGAUGGCGAUACGAUGGCUGUAGUGGACGAGAAGCUGCGUGUCAGGGGCGUCAAGGGUUUGAUGGUUGCCGACUGCAGCAUCAUGCCGAGUCUGAACGGUGGACACACGCAGAUGCCAGCGUAUGCCAUUGGGGAGAAGGCUGCAGAGUUGCUUGUCAGUUGCGUCUGA
Fonsecaea pedrosoi CBS 271.37 is the source of this 1740-nucleotide messenger RNA. RefSeq lists its product as uncharacterized. The record is from RefSeq and is a predicted model, not a curated record. Gene Ontology annotation, molecular function: flavin adenine dinucleotide binding; oxidoreductase activity, acting on CH-OH group of donors. NCBI's taxonomy places the organism in Eukaryota, Fungi, Ascomycota, Eurotiomycetes, Chaetothyriales, Herpotrichiellaceae. The transcript is spliced from 4 exons. The coding region runs from base 1 to 1740 and encodes 579 amino acids.